GAUCGGUGCAAUUCAAUGAGAUGCACGAAAUUUCUGCUCAUUCCCAAAAUUGUGCGAAAUCGAGUGAGUGAGCGAUGGAGAAUAUGCGGACCGCUUUCUCCAUAUAUGUGUCAUGGAUCUCCGAGGCUCGCCGAGCCCUGGGGUGGCAUCGGCACGCGUUAUCUCAAUGUUGGGCAUAUUUGCUUUCUCACGCCGCGCCGCGCCUUGCAAGCCGCCGAUCCUCGCGAACAGAACCGCGUUCCGACUGCGUGUUCUCUUUACCUGGUCGCAAUCUGAGCCACCGGGCCCCCAGGCAGCAUCGUAUCCCAACAGCUGCACCUUCUCUCAACCAACCAGUAGCCUAAGGACCGAAGUGGCAUCCCUGCAAUAUGCCGGUGUGGAGGCUGUGUCGUGGUGGGGGUGUGCUGCAAUGAAGGGUGUGAGACUUGCGUGCCGCCGGAUUGACGCUCGUUGCAAUCUUAAAAAUAAACCCCAGGUAACGAUUGGUUCAGCACCGCUCUUGGCCUCACUCGUCGACGCGUUCGAUGUCCAUGUCGGCGCAGUGACAGGAGUGCAGGGUGGGGGUUCGUUUCCUAACCGCUCGUCUCAAAUGAGUGGUAGGUAGGUAUGACUCAAUGGUGUCAGGAGUCACUCCUGCAAUGUCCAGCAUGCAGUGACUUGUGAAUCGCCGAAGGUGGGCAGGAUGACGUGGCAUUUGCGGAGAUUGGAGAAUCUGCUUUGCCGCGAAAUCCUGUUAUCCGUAAGUUGUUGCUCAUUUCCGCG
Dissoconium aciculare CBS 342.82 is the source of this 762-nucleotide messenger RNA. RefSeq lists its product as uncharacterized. The transcript has a single exon. The coding region runs from base 113 to 604 and encodes 163 amino acids. The record is from RefSeq and is a predicted model, not a curated record. Lineage: Eukaryota; Fungi; Ascomycota; Dothideomycetes; Mycosphaerellales; Dissoconiaceae.